CUUUUUUUUUUUUUUUCUCUCUUCUUCUUCUUCUUUUCUCUUUCAGUUUUUCUUUCGACCUUGUUAUUUUGUAUACACUCUUUCUCCACUCUUUUAAUAACUAUUUUAAAUUCAUUUUUAUUUUAUUUUGAUAAACCCAUUCUCCUUACUACUACUUUGUCGAUCACUUUCUUUUUUCUUUUGAAUAUAUUUUAUAUAUGUGUAGUCUAUGAGCGCACAUAUUUCAACCUUCUCUGAUUCGGAUCUCUCGUUACAUUUAUCUGAAGGAUCAACCUUAUCCUCCGAAUCUGAUCAUUCUAUUCCUAGCUCAAAACCAACUUUGAAUAAUAAUAAGAAGAAGAAAUCCUCCAUGGCCGAUAAAAAGAAAAAGAAACCUUCCAAAAAGUCUACUGUAUCACCAAAGAAAACUGUCAAACCAGUCAAAGAAGAACCUUUAUAUUGUAUUUGUCGUCAACCUUAUGAUGGAAAAGCUUUUAUGAUAGAAUGUGAUAAUUGUCAAGGUAAAAAAAAAAAAAAAGAUAAUCAAAUCAAAUCAAUUAUAUUAAUAUAUAUUUUUUUUAUUAUAGAAUGGUUUCAUGGUCAAUGUGUUGGUAUCAAUCCAAAAUCUGUCAUCAAACAUUAUUAUUGUGAUAAUUGUCAAAAGAAAAUUCAAGACGCCAAAGCUACCAAUGCAAAAGGUAAAUCACAGAACCAAAAAAAAAAGUCACCCUUCUCUUUUUUCAUUUCAAAAAGUUUAAUGUUUAACCUUAAAAUUUUCGUUAGGUCGGGGAAAGAAAGCAAAUACAAAGAAAGCAACCUCUCGAAAGAAAUCUAACAAAGGCAACAAUACAAACAAUCAAUCUAUAUCAGUCUCACUUCCAUCACC
Molecule: messenger RNA, 865 nt
Organism: Halteromyces radiatus
Lineage: Eukaryota; Fungi; Mucoromycota; Mucoromycetes; Mucorales; Cunninghamellaceae
Exons: 1
Coding region: 209-814 (201 amino acids)
Biological process (GO): positive regulation of DNA-templated transcription
Cellular component (GO): Set1C/COMPASS complex
Source: RefSeq, a predicted model, not a curated record